Misgurnus anguillicaudatus (oriental weatherfish) is the source of this 1364-nucleotide messenger RNA. The record is from RefSeq and is a predicted model, not a curated record. Lineage: Eukaryota; Metazoa; Chordata; Actinopteri; Cypriniformes; Cobitidae.
ACGUGAGGCUUUUCUGUGAAUAUGCUGAAUGCUGCACAUUUUGUUGUCUCAUUGUAAUCCCCAUAGACUCAGCGCCAGGGUAUAAGAGCUGGGGGCACAACCGGACACAAACACUCUCAGAGUAAACCCUGGGUACGGACACACGCACUCAACACACAGGCAUCAUGUCUUCCAGUGGAGAUAAAAAGACCGCCUCCCAGACUGACGGCAGGGCAGCCCAGACCAAGAAGUCCGAGAUGGGCAUGAUGUCCUACAAGAUGUAUGUGUUUGACCAAGAAAAUUUCCAGGGGCGUAUGAUUGAGAUUAACGCUGAGUGCAUGAAUGUUUGCGAUAUGGGCAUGGACAGAGUUCGCUCUCUACGUGUGGAGUGCGGUCCUUUUGUGGGCUUCGAGCAGAUGAACUUCUGCGGAGAGAUGUACAUCCUGGAGAAGGGCGAGUAUCCUCGCUGGGAUUCUUGGAGCAACUGCCAGAAGAACGACUACCUGCUUUCCUUCAGACCCAUCAGAAUGGUGCGUAACACGCAGUGCUCUCCUACAUUCAAUCUUUGUGUUCAUCUAACAAAACACAUGGCUUUUCUCUCAAAGGACCCUGAGAAGCACAAGAUCUGCCUGUAUGAGGUGGGUGAAUACAAGGGCCGCAAGAUGGAGAUCAUGGACGAUGACGUUCCCAGCCUGUUUUCUUACGGGUUUACGGAUAGGGUCGGCAGCAUCAUGGUCAGCUGUGGAACCUGGGUUGGUUAUCAGUACCCCGGAUAUCGUGGCAGCCAGUACCUGCUGGAGAAGGGCGAAUACAGACACUUUAAUGAGUACGGUGCCCGUUGGCCUCAGUUCCAGUCUGUGAGGCGUAUCCGCGACAUGCAGUGGCACCCCCACGGCUGCUACACCAUGGCCAGCAAGUGAGGGCCGGACCAGGAGAGGAAGAGGAGGGGUGGACGAGAGGGAGAGGGCCGCAAGAGAAAGGAGAGGAGAAAAGAUAUCUGAGGGGCUGCAUCUUCCCCAUGUUGCCGUGUUAUGAGGGGUGGAUGUUAAAUGGAUGACAGACUCCCUGGCUCACCUUGCUGGUCACAAGGCCGAACAUGCCCAGCAGGUCUCUAUGUUUCUCUGUUGGUUGCAGAGAUAACCAUACAUCCCUCUUACUCGCUAGUUCCUCUCUUUCUCUCCUGCGUCAUAGCUUUUUUCACCUUUCAUUAUUUAUUGUUAUCCGUUCAUUCACCUUUCCACAAACCCCCUUUCUUCAGGAGAAUGGAAAGAGGGAGAGAGAGACGAAGGGAUGAGGAGAGGAAAGCUCCCGUGCCCUAUGUAUCUCCCUUUGCCUGCUGUACAAAAUCCUGCUGCUCAUCUUUUCAAUAAAUCUUUGUGAAUCUA